AUGGCGAUGACGAUGACUGGCCGUGUGCUGCUGGUGUGUGCCCUCUGCGUGCUGUGGUGCGGUGCUGGCGGUGGUGGAUGUUCUGAACCAACUCAAGUUCCUCAAGACAUUACGUCUGGUAACGGCAAUAAUCAUCAGAGUGUUAACAAUUCCACAGGUGGCGCUGGAGAAGUUGGCCUAAGCGGUAAAUCGGCAGAGUCACAAGCAGCAGGACUAUCGGUAACAGAAUUACCCGGAGCUGGGGCGGCAACGAAUUUACCAGGAGCGCAAACAUCACCAACGGCAGGGGCGGGAAAAAAUAGCGAAGAAACGGGACAAGAGAAAGAAGAGGAGGAUGAAAAGCAACAAGAAAAGGAGAAAAGGAAAGAAGAUGAGAUUGAGGUUGCCAAGAGAGAAGAGGAAGCAGAGGAGGACGAUGAAGAAGAUAAGGAUGACGACGUGAUAGACGAGGAGGAAGAUGAAGAGCAGAAAAAGAAGAAAGAUGAUGCCGGCGCCACAAAGGGGAUAUCAGCAGGCAGUCAAGAGCAGCCGAUUUUAUCUUCUGGUGCGGCGGGAGCAUCGAAUAUAACAAAUCCCAACAGCACCCAAACAACUGGAGACGAUGAUCCAGCAGCUGAUGGUGCAGGGGCAGCAGAGGGAAAACAAAAUGAAAAUAAAGAUGCCAAUCCGAAGGAAACACCAUUCGAAGCCACAGCCAGGAAAAAUACAACGUCGACGACUGGCGACAGUGACGGCAGCACCGCGGUCUCCCACACCACCUCCCCUCUUUUGCUUCUUCUUGUUGUUGCGUGUGCGGCUGCUGCUGCGGUGGUGGCCGCGUGA
Molecule: messenger RNA, 822 nt
Organism: Trypanosoma cruzi
Lineage: Eukaryota; Euglenozoa; Kinetoplastea; Trypanosomatida; Trypanosomatidae
Product: mucin-associated surface protein (MASP), putative
Exons: 1
Coding region: 1-822 (273 amino acids)
Source: RefSeq, a predicted model, not a curated record